Molecule: messenger RNA, 1902 nt
Organism: Hyaloperonospora brassicae
Lineage: Eukaryota; Oomycota; Peronosporomycetes; Peronosporales; Peronosporaceae
Source: the annotation of a GenBank genome assembly
AUGAGAGGUUCGCGACGCCUGCACCGCGCGGUCCUGCGGCGUCCCGGAGCGCUCGCGGGACACGAAAGCGCUGUCCUGCAGGUGCAUCGGCGUCUGUUCUCUUUUUUCAGUCCCGUGGACGCGCUGUACGAGGGCCAAGACCACGCUCGUCAAGUGGAGAAGAAGUUUAGUGAGCUGUCUGGAAAGACCCCGUGGGAGCCCGAUAUCAAGUACCUGAACGGCCUCAAGAGCCGCUGGCAGGGACAGGAGCCGACGCUGAACGAAUUGGUGCGAGACGACGUACCGGCGGCUCGGAAUCUGUUUCGAAAGGUGUUGCAGCGCCAAUACCCAAAAGACAUGGGCAUGUGGAACAAGUGGGGCGUUAUGGAGUGGAAGGCAGGGAAUCACGGGCUGGCACGGAUGAUCUUUUCCAAAGCGUCUCGGAUCUCCUUUGACGUCGAGCUCUGGACGUCGUGGGGAUCGAUGGAGCUGGAGGCAAAGAACUUGCAAGAAGCCAAGCGCAUAUUUAAAGUGAUUCUGGCGACAGACCCGCAGAACCCAAUGGCGGGACUAGGAAUGGCUCUUUGGGAAGUGCAGGCGGGACUGCCAGAUGAAGCUCGUGAGCGAUUCCAGGAACUGAUGGAAGAACAUCCGAAGGACGUGUUGAUUAUGCAAGCUUAUGCCGUCUUUGAAGCCAAGUGCCAACACGUUGGGUUAGCUCGAAGCAUUUUUCAGAACGCUGUUUCGCACCCGCGCGCUACUGGUCAAGUCUGGCAUGCAUGGGCCAAAGCAGAGUAUGACGCUGGACUGUACAAGAAUGCGCUGGCCGUGAUAUCGACGGCGUUUGGGCGCUUUCCGACACACAAGUGGCUGAUCCUGCUGGGUGCCAUGGCCCACUUCAAGCUCGGCGACGUGUAUCAGGCACGCCGUGCAUACCGCCGACUUAUUGACGGUGGGCUGUUUGUAGAGCCGUCGGCGUACAACUCAUAUGCGAAGAUGGAGGAAGAGUUGGGCAACGAAGAUGCAGCAAUUGGCUUGUACAUUGAAGCUUUGGAACAACACCCUGAUCAUGUGCCUAGCCUUAUGUCGCUCGCCGUUCUGUACAAACGUCGCGGGCGCAUGCGCAACGCGCGCAAGGUGUUUGAAAGUGCACUUGUCAAUCUUCAGCACACUGGUCCUGUGUUGCACGCCUUUGGCGAUUUCGAGGAGCAACACGGAGAGCUGGACAAUGCACGAGAAUUGUAUGACGAGGCUACAAACGUGCAGCCGACGGUCAUUGAAUCGUGGCGUGCUUUGGCACGUGUCGAAGCCAGAUUGAAGAAUUACGAGGCAGCACGUUCAGUGCUUACCAUGGCAUCACAGCACGUACCCAACGACGCACCUUUACUCAUUGAGUUGGCCAAGAUUGAGCAGCGAAACCGCCGCUUUCCGGCAGCCCGCGAGGCAUUAGAGAAGGCACUAAAGAUUGACCCUUCUGAUGCAUCUGUAUGGAACUUGCGCGCGUUGUUGGAGCUGCCCAUAGACCCGGAACGUGCUAAAACGAUUGUGGAAAACGCGUUGUCGGUAGUUCCGGAGUAUGAGAAAACCAGUUGGAGCAUUUUGAUGUGUACGUACGGCCGUAUUUUUGCAGCUUUGGAAGACUAUCAGCAGGCUAUCGCAGCUUUCCAGCGCUCGUUCAAGUUGCGGCCGAAGAAUUGGGAGACGCAUUUGAUAUAUGCGGAUAGUGUGCUCACGCCAAACGAGGCGUGGACCGAAUCUGUGAAGCACCUCACGGCUUCGCGCAAGCUGCUUCCAAAAACUGAUCGACGCCGCGCAAAUGUCGAGCGCAAACUCCGUGCUGCUGAAGCAAUGGCGAAGGCGGAUCAGUACAAGCAUACCGCAGAUGGCAAGGACAAGGCCUGCCGUGAAAAAGGGGGCUCAUAA